Dicentrarchus labrax (European seabass) is the source of this 5339-nucleotide messenger RNA. It is a transcript of the gene slc19a2, whose product is annotated as solute carrier family 19 member 2. The record is from RefSeq and is a predicted model, not a curated record. Bases 47 to 1492 code for a protein of 481 amino acids. Gene Ontology annotation, biological process: transmembrane transport; vitamin transport. Lineage: Eukaryota; Metazoa; Chordata; Actinopteri; Moronidae. Gene Ontology annotation, cellular component: plasma membrane. Gene Ontology annotation, molecular function: vitamin transmembrane transporter activity. The transcript is spliced from 6 exons.
GCACAAAGAAGAAGAAGCAGAACGCUGUCAGUGCGGAGUGGAGGUCAUGCUGUGUGAGUCCAACAUGUCUGUGGUGUACCCGACUCUGCUGCUCUGUGUAUAUGGCUUCUUCUCGAACCUGCGGCCCUCGGAGCCUUUCUUCACCGCCUACCUGAUGGGACCAGACAAGAACCUGACGGAGACUCAGGUCGUCAACGAAAUCUAUCCAGCAUGGACGUAUUCCUACCUGGUGCUACUGUUUCCCAUCUUCCUGGCCACUGACUACCUCUGUUAUAAGCCUGUAUUGGUGCUGCAGGCCACCAGCCUAGUAGUUACCUAUGUUAUGCUGCUGAAGGUGAACGGCAUACGGGCCAUGCAGCUGCUGGAGUUUUUCUUCGGUCUGGCCACAGCCUCGGAUGUGGCCUACUACUCCUAUAUCUACAGUGUGGUGGAGCCGGCACACUACCAGAGAGUGACUGGUUACUGCCGCAGCAUCACUCUGUUUGGAUCAGCUGCCGGAUCUCUGAUCGGUCAGCUGCUGCUCUCUGUGGCCAAAGUUCAGCUGCUCCACCUUGUCAUCGUCACCCUGACGGCGGCUGCCGUGGCCUUCGUUGCUCCCUGGUUUUUACCUAUGCCCAAGAGGAGCUUGUUCUUCCACAAGAGUUCAGAAGCAGUGGAGGAGAGGUCACAGGGAAGCAACACAGCCCUGCUGAGGAAGGCUGAGGAUUCAGAGAGCAAAGUGCCUCUGAACACCCAGGACGCCUUCACGAUACCCAGGUCCUCUGAGGCAGGAAAUCACAAAAGAGGUCUUGUGCAUGUCUUGCGGCUCUUGUUUGAGGACUUCCUGCACUGCUACAGGUGUCGCCCCCUGCUGGCGUGGUCGCUGUGGUGGGCUCUGGCCACCUGCGGCUACUUCCAGGUCAUCAACUAUGUUCAACCACUGUGGGAGAAUAUUCGUCCAUCCCACGACUAUGAAAUCUACAAUGGCUACGUAGAGACACUGUCCACACUGCUGGGGGCCUUGGCAGCUUUGCUGGUGGGCUACCUGCCUGUGUGCUGGGCUCUGUGGGGGGAGCUGGUUCUAUGUGUCCUCUCCCUGCUGAUGGCUGUGUGUGUGUUUGUCAUGGACACACUCAGGAACAUCUGGCUGUGUUACAGCUCAUACAUCGUCUUCAGAGCCACCUACAUGCUGCUCAUCACUGUGGCAACAUAUCAGAUCGCAGCCAAUCUCAACAUGCAGCGCUACGCCUUGGUGUUUGGAGUGAACACCUUCGUGGCUCUGCUGCUACAGACUCUGCUCACUAUAGUGGUGGUGGACUCAGCUGGACUGGGCCUUGAUGUCUUUACACAGUUCCUUAUCUAUGGCUGCUACUUUGCAGUCAUUUCUAUGGUCUUCCUCCUCGCUGGGCUUUGCAAACUGGCUUCCAAGAGGCGCUCCAAGCAGGAGGUCCUGGCCGACAGCCCAGCAGAAACAGAGUCAGACUCUCCGCCGAUCAGUGGCGCUGUCUCCUGAUGGCACAUAACGAUAGAUAUUGAAUAGCUUCUCACAUAUUAAGCAGGAGAGGUGAGUGAGCUUCAGUAAUCUCUUCAGCCACAACAGUAGAGGCUAAAACUACACUUAGUAAAACCUAGAGUCAACCUCUGUGGCUGGCAAAUGACGCCAACACAGAAGUAAUAAAAACUGCAGCUCCUGUCCAUUCUUAUUUAUAGUCUGUGAGUGAAAUGCUUCAAGCUGUAUUCAUCUGUAAGGUCAUUGCGUGGCAGAAUGGCAUCACAUACGUUAGUGUUUCAUCUAAACUGGGUUGAAUGAAACUAUGGAUGCCCUCCGGAGCUGCUCUUUGCUGUUGGGGGGCCAGAAACGACACUGGCAGUUCCAGAGUAAGGACUAGGUCCAGUCCACCAGAGAACAAGCCGAAGAAGUGCUUGGUGCGUAGAGGGACAGCCCACCCGCCCUGCCGAUACCCAGAAAGGAGCAGCACAAACUGUACAUUUUUACACAAUCAAAACAAAAAACUUAAUUUAUCCUGUAUGGUUUUAAAACAUGGUUCUGGAAUGGAAAGAAAACCCAAACACACGAUACCCAGAUUAAUUUCUGUCCAUUUCCCAGCUGUUUGAAACUGAUGCCUUAGACUUGAUGUAAAAGCUCAAUAAACACUAGGAAUGUUACCUUCGCACCACUACUAUAGUAGACCAGCCUAAAAGAUAUAUAUUUUUUAUAUUUAUUAUUUACUACUGUAAUUGAUUAAUUAAUCAUUGAUAAGUAUUAGUACUGAGAAGGAUUAUCAAUAUUUGUCUUUAAUGAACACAAUGCUGUUGAAGCUUGAAAUGUUACACUGUUCACCUAGAGCACAUGUUUAAUAUUGUUAGGCUGCUUAUAUCGCACAAAAUGUUAAUUACUGUUAAAUGUUCUGUUACUGGAUUUAGACAAAGUGCCAAAAAAAGUUAAAAGAAAUAUCUGGAGCUUCUAACUUUUUUAAAAAUAAAUUCCUAAACAUUUUCAGGGAGUUGGAGGAUACGUUUUUUUAUUUUCACCAAAUCUAAUGAAAAGACCAAAACCAACAAUGUGUUUGUCCGUCUCUCAAUGCUUUGUGAUUUCCCUGCCCUGUCUGAGGCUCUCAGCCCAUUGAUUUCUUUUGAAGAUGUGAUCCUAAAACAGCUGCUCACUGUAGUUUUUAAAGGCAGCAGAAAAUAGUGUGUUUGUUGGGGACUAUUUCCAGCGGCGGAUGAAUCCACAUUUGGUGCUUUAUUGAGUAUUUGGGCAGCAGGAUGGUGUAUGUGGGAUUGAGUCAAAAUAAAUUAGUGUUGUGUGUUCAUGGUGAUGAAGGAACGGAGUGGCUCAUUGAUGUUUUUUAAUAGGUUUUGGACAACAGUGGAGCUCUAUGGCACAUCAGGUUUUGAUACACCCACACACACACACACAAUGCUUGUUAGUAGAUACAUUCUUGAAAAGUGUCCUGAGAUAACUUCUGUUAUGAAUUGGCGCUAUACAAAUAAAAUUGAAUUGAAUUGAAUUCUCUGUUGGUUACGGCUCUGGACAUGAGAUUUGUUGACAAAAAGACAAAUGACACCAGACUUUAAUGUGUUAAAGUGAUGACCAAAUAUAAGUGAACCUUGCAUGGUAGCCUGCUGCCAUUGGUGAGUGUGUGUGUGUGUGAGCACUUUGGAUAAAAUAACUACAUAAAUGCAGUGCAUUUAUCUUAUUUUUAUAAUGUCUAUUUCUGUACUACUGGUACUAAUGUCGUCAUGUAUUCACAAAAAAAACGGUUAUGAAUGUUAUAAACCAAGAUUAUGUGUUGCUUAAUAUCAAUACAAACAACUGAUAAUAGUGUUGGAUUAUCACAUUUGUAACUGUAGCUCUUAUAUAAAUAAUACUUUGGUACAGUCACAAGAUGCAGACACUAUUCGUCUGCCUGUGAAACACUUUGAUUUGCAAGAUAAAGGCCAGUGUCAGUGUUGAGCACACAUGACCCAGAGUUAGCAGAUGUAGAAGAGAAACAAUAUGUGCUUCAUGUUCAUGUUUAUAUGUGAAUAAAGUAUGUUGUUUGCAAAUGUGUUUUUCUAUCAACAAGCAAGCAGACAAAGCAAAUGUAAACAAAUGUAAAAGUUUAAAUGGUGUUUUUUUUUAGUGUCACUGUUGCCUCACAUCAAAAAGGUUCCUGGUUCGUAUCCCGACUCAGACAGAGCCUUCAAAUGUGCAGUUUCCAUGUUCUCUACUAGUUUGCGUGGUUGGUCCACUGCUGUGGAUGGGGGCAGGAACAAAAUGUACUUUAGUAACCUAAAAAAAGGCCCACCUAAAAAAACCAAUCUCUGCUUAUCUGCUGUAUUUUGAAUUUUUAAUAUUCUUACCGCCAUCACACAUCUCUUUCAGAUGGGAAACUGAAGCCAUAAUAUAUGCACCUAUGCUUUCUCCAAGGCCAUCAGACUGAAUCAGAUAUAUAAAUGCUUCACUUUCCUGAUGAAAAAGGCUUUUUGACAGCAAGUUAAAGCAGUGAAAUUAUUCCAGAUGUAGCAUACACUUACACUGAUACAGAUCUUUUCGGUGGCAAAAAUAUGUUAUGUUGAACACCCUUAGUAGUACAUUGGUUAGCUUCUGUGCUGGGACUCCUGUCUGCUUCUGCAAAGGGAUAUAGGAUAAGUACCUCAUACACAAAAAACCUGAACUAUCCCUUUAAAAGCCAGGACAUCCAUGCACAGUUUGUCAGUAUAUCUGUCAGUAAGUGCAACAAAUUUCACCAAUACUGUAAAACUUCAGUUGAUAGUCUGGGCUUUUAUUUGCUUCAAUCAACUCAGCCUACAUUAAGCCUCUGUAUGGAACAAGCUUUCAAUUCCUUUUGCACAAAACUCUUGCUUAGCAAAGAUGUGAUAAUCAAAUUGUUUACACUUUUUAAAUUUUUUUCUUAAUGUUUUGUAAGCUUCUCUUUCUUUUUAUUUAAAAUAUUCUAUAAUAUAUUUCCCAUUGUUAAAGUACAUGUAUAUUGCAUUUACAUAUUUACUAAUACAUACUAGAUAUGUAUUACUGUUAUUAUUAUUCUUUUUUUUACUUGUUACAAGUGUUACAAGUUGGGGUGGGAUGGUAGUACAUGUCUUGUGUGCAUUUAAUGUGAAAACUGUGAACAAGAAUGUCUAUAAAAAUCCAGACUAGGCUUCUAAUUAAGACCUGAUUUUAUUUGCCAAAACAUGUAGCCACACUAGGCUAAUAAAGGAGACCUACCUCUAAUGGGACCCUGAAUGAAAUUAAGUUUUACAGUAUUUUUGGAAAUGCAUAUGUAAAAAACUGAAUUUGAUCGGAAUAGUAGUGAAUUAUUCAAGUGUUUAUUUGUUAAGUUGUUGUAUGAAAGACACAUUUGUCAUUAAGACUAAUUUCUCUCUGUACAGAGUUGAUAAGUGAAUGGAUUUUAAACAUUUGGCCUUUGCUGUAUGUAAUGGUGCCUCUCCUCUUUUUCCUGUAUGUACUAAGUGUAUUCAUUAUUUUUUACGUCAGUAGAGGCAGUCACCAAUUUACCAGAUGCUGGGCCGCCUCCUUUGACGUCUCACUUGAGCCAUAUUAUCUAUUGUACGAGAUUUUUUUUGUGUAAAAGUGUUCAUUCCAGAUUUCCGUUAAAUUCUUUGCACUGUUUUUCUACUUGGUCAUACAUGGAAUCUUGUGUGUGGAGUACAAAACUGUAAAGGUGUGUUGUCAUGGUACUAUAAACAAAUGGACUGAGUAAAGGCGUGUGUGUUAGGGGCUCCCCAAUAAACUUAAAAAUACACAUCCAAUACAUAACACAAAAAAAAUAUUUCUUUGUGACUGUUAUUGCAUAGAGAUAGCAACUUUUUGUAGUCUUGUUUUAUAAGCAUACUAAUAAACAGAAGUAAGUUUA